GCUCAGGUGCGGGCCGGUGCCGGCCGGUGCGCCGUCUGGAGACUGCGACGCCGACAGUGGUCGCUAGCCGGCUCCGUGGGGCAGCCGCGGUGCGGGCGAGGUGCAAAAAUGCGGCCCCGGUGGCUGUGGCUGCUGUGUGCGCUGUGGGGGGCGGUGUGCCCCGAACACUCGCCCAUCUACGUGGACAAUCACAAGGGUCAGACGGUGGCUGGAGAAGAGAUAUCCGAUGUGGACCGAGCGGAGAUCCAGGAGGACCUGCUGCUGCUGCUAGGGCUGCACCGGCGGCCGCGGCCCGCCUUCCAGGAGGUGCAGAGCUCGGCGCCCCAGUUCCUCAUGGACAUCUACAACAGCAUGGUCGACGACGAGGACACAGGUGACCUCAAGCUGGACCCAGAGGGCGUCGGCAGUGCCUGGAAGGACUUCAACAUCACCACUGUCGACAAACAGGUCAUCGACGAGAGCGACCUCAUCAUGAGCUUCAUCAACCACGGCAGCAAGCUGUUCAAGGAGCUGGAGCUGCCGCGGAGCCAGCUGCUCUGGUUCGACCUAACUGAGGUACCGAUGGACGAAAACCAGCUGGACACCAGUCUACGGGUGUACCAGGGGUACGCCGAGGACGCCCUGUUCGACUACCAAUCGGUGACGCUCAGGAUAUUCCAGCUGAUCGGAGGCGAGGGCGAGACGCGCCCGGACGACAUCCAGCUGAAGGAGGUGGGCGCCAGGGUGCUGGAGCCCGGCUACGUCGGCUGGCUGACGUUCAACGUGUCCAGCGCCGCAGACCUGUGGCGCAUGUUCCCCCACUCCAACCUCGGUCUCUUCAUGGAGGUGACCUCCGAGGGCGGAGAGCAGCUGGUACCGGGUCAGGUCGGACUGGUGGACGCCUACGGAGAGCAGGCGCGCCAGCCGUUCAUGACUGCGUUCUUCAAGCAGCAGCAGUUGAAGCGUCCGCUGCCGCGUCUCUCCCGCUUCAAACGGUCCCCGAACGGAAAACGGGGCAAGAAGAAGCGCAAUCGCAGCAACUCCCAGACGAGUUCGUCCAGUCUGAAGGACUACAUACAAAAACAGGAGUUCAGCGUCUGCCAGAAACGCAACCUGUACGUCAGCUUCCGGGACCUCGGCUGGCAGGACUGGAUCAUUGCACCCGACGGGUACGCCGCCUUCUUCUGCAUGGGCAUCUGCUCGUUCCCGAUCAACUCCCAGAUGAACGCCACAAACCACGCCAUCGUGCAGACGCUGACGCACCUGCUGGAGCCCUUCCUCUACCCCAAGCCGUCGUGCGCGCCCACCAAACUCAACAGCAUCAGCGUCCUCUACUUCGACGACAAGCAGAACGUCAACCUGCGCAAGUACAGCAAGAUGGUGGCCACCAGCUGCGGAUGCCACUGAGACUGAGACAGACGGAGAGCGUGUGGAAGAGUCUGUCGAAGUCGCAGCGACCACCGCGCUGGGGCCGACGCUGGUGCCGGGCUUGGGUAGCCCGCAAGGUGUCUUGGAGGUAUGUGGUGGGCUCGAGGGGUGUGGAUCGGAUUGAUCAAAAGGAUGGCCCGCUCGAUGGCCCGAUUCGACUCUGUCUGUGGCCAAAUAUGGCAGAAGGACGAGAAUGAAAGAAGCUGGUAGCGGAAGCGAUGGCCACUGGACUUCGGGGAAGUGGCUAGGUUGAGCCCAUUCAGUAGCGAUAGGAGAGAGAUAUUGGGCGAUUGAGAGCAUUGAGAUCAAAUGUGGCCAUUCUGUGUUACUCUGGCGUGCGUCGCCUUAUCGCUCUGCCGGCGAUUGGGCGCUAUGUUAGGUGUGCGCUGUCCGUUUGUAGUGCCACGUGCGUGAAAUGCACGAGACGGCAGUCUAUUCA
Molecule: messenger RNA, 1846 nt
Organism: Amphibalanus amphitrite
Lineage: Eukaryota; Metazoa; Arthropoda; Thecostraca; Balanomorpha; Balanidae
Product: bone morphogenetic protein 7-like
Exons: 7
Coding region: 109-1386 (425 amino acids)
Biological process (GO): SMAD protein signal transduction
Cellular component (GO): extracellular region
Molecular function (GO): cytokine activity; growth factor activity
Source: RefSeq, a predicted model, not a curated record